This is a messenger RNA of Hyaena hyaena (striped hyena), 1453 nucleotides long. It is a transcript of the gene XRCC2, whose product is annotated as X-ray repair cross complementing 2. NCBI's taxonomy places the organism in Eukaryota, Metazoa, Chordata, Mammalia, Carnivora, Hyaenidae. The transcript is spliced from 3 exons. Gene Ontology annotation, biological process: double-strand break repair via homologous recombination; DNA strand invasion. The coding region runs from base 150 to 974 and encodes 274 amino acids. Gene Ontology annotation, molecular function: ATP binding; ATP-dependent DNA damage sensor activity; four-way junction DNA binding. Gene Ontology annotation, cellular component: replication fork; centrosome; Rad51B-Rad51C-Rad51D-XRCC2 complex. The record is from RefSeq and is a predicted model, not a curated record.
CCCGGGUGCCGGGCUAGCCGCAGUGCGCAUGCCCCCGCCCGGGUCAGCGGGGUCAGCGCGGCUGACUGGCUGCGGGGCCGCAGCCGCGUGCGGUAAAUGGCGCUGGUGGCGGGAAAGUUGAGUGUCUGGUGCGCCGAGCUUUCGGGGCCAUGUGUAGCGACUUCCACAGGGCUGAGUCUGGGACGCAGCUCCUUGCCCGACUUGAAGGUAGAAGUUCCUUGAAAGAAAUAGAACCGAAUCUAUUUGCUGAUGAAGAUUCAUCUGUCCAUGGUGACAUUAUUGAAUUUCAUGGUCCAGAGGGAACAGGAAAAACAGAAAUGUUUUAUCAUGUAACAGCGCGAUGUGUGCUUCCAAAAUCGGAAGGCGGACUGGAAGUCGAAGUUUUGUUUAUCGAUACGGAUUAUCACUUUGACCUGCUUCGGCUCGUCACGAUUCUCGAGCGUAGACUGUCCCGGGGCUCGGAAGAAGCGGUGCGGCAGUGCCUCGCUCGCCUGUUCGUGGUCAGCUGCGGGACCAGCUCGCAGCUGCUGCUCACCCUGUGCUCCCUAGAAACCACCGUCUGCAGCCGCCCCGCCCUCUGCCUGCUGAUCCUGGACAGCCUGUCCGCCUUUUACUGGACAGACCGCGCCAGCGGCGGGGAGAGCGUUAGCUCCCAGGAGUCCGCGCUCAGGACGUGUUCCCGGUUCCUGGAGAGACUCGCCGUCGAGUACCGCUUGGUUGUCCUCGCGGCCACACAGAGUCUGAUGCAGACGGCGUGGCAGGGGCCGGCCGGGGGGCCCGGCGAGCCCGAGGCCCACUACAGGCCCUACCUGUGCAGGGAGUGGCAGCGGCUGGUAAAGCUCAGAAUGUUCUUCUCCAAGCAAGAUGAUCUGAAAACUGACACCCAGUUUUCUUUAGUUUCACGUCAUUUAAAAAGUAACAGUUUAAAAAAGCAUGUUUUUGUUAUUGGAGAAAGUGGCAUUGAGUUUCGUUGAUGCGGCUUGAAAAAUAGUGUUUUCCAGGAUACUAUACAAAAUUUAAAAAGUCUCUUAAUGGGCUAAAAUGAUUCAGUUAUAAAGUUUAAAACUCUGGGAGAAUUAAUAUAAAUGUUUCUAUACAGAAUGGAUUUUUUUUUUUAAAUGCUUUAUUUACUUAUUUUGAGAGAGAGAGGAGAGGGAGAAUCCCAAGCGGGCUCUGCACCAUUAGCACGGAGGCCUGUGCGAGGCUUGUUCAACAACGUGAGAUCAGGACCUGAGACGGAACCAGGAGUCGGCUGCUCAGCCGACAGAGCCGGCCAGGUCCCCCCUCCCCCCCCCCAAAUGGAUUUCUUCAACUCGUGCAGUAAAAGCUGACACCACUCUGUUCUUGGGUUGUUGAAGAAGAAUCAAGUGCUGGUAAUAAUUACUAAAGUGUCUAUUAAGCUUGUUUUAAAACUAAAUAAAUAAUCUACACAUUGCAGCCUAAAUAAAAUGAA